GAAUACAGCGCCUGGGAGUCCAGAGGUCCGAGACUGCCCCCCCUCCUUCCCACUCCUGAAACUAAAAAGGAGGAGGAGAAUAGGAGGUCCGCUCUCCUCCCCUCUCCACGGAGAGCCUGGAAGAAUUGCGCUCCGUCCGUGCGCCCUGCCUUGCCAGUCGGAGGAUGGGGAUUUUUUUCCAUUCAUCCACGUCCCCUUUUCCCCUCCUCAUCCUCCGCCUCCUCUCAAACAAGCCAGUCGCUCUGUCAGUGCGCUGCGAGCAUUAGGGCGAGUCAAACCGGUGGGAUUUUGAGGCGCACAGACGGAUGAGAUAACUGCACGGAGCGCGCUCCUCGGGCCGUUUCGUUUCUGCGCUCCGUCGGAAAGACGUCCGUUUCCAGGCGGGACCGAUGUCCACUGAGUCGCAUCUUUAUUUUUCUUCACCACUUCACAAGUUUCACGCCGGCCUGUGUGUGGCAUCGUUAGGAGGGACUCGCUUUUCUAGCUCUUUGGCUUGUUCGUGUCAGUUUUUUUGUCCUCUGAAUUUGCUCUCGGAUUAAUUUUCGAGCUGGAUCUUGGUUUCCUUUGUUUUUCUUUCUCUUGAAACGAACAUAUUUUGUGGAUUUACUGCCUCUGCAUUUUCUGGCAAAAAAGAGAGAAAGGAUUGUACUUGACUCCCUGAGCAUCAACACGUCUUUUUUUUGGUAUGAGGAUGGAGCUGUGGAUACAAGUGGCAUCUUUCUCAUUUUAAACACAUUCCCAGCUGUUUUUAUUACUCUUUUGUCUUCGUCUCCUAAACAAAGUGACCAUAUUUAAAUUCAGCGGAGCCAGAUAUGCUCGGACGUGAGAGAACAAGGUAAUGGGAGAGAAAUCAGACAGAGAGAGCCAAAGAGAACAAGGGAACGUUGUUCAGCGAGGAAAACAGACAAUUAGGGCGCACAGAAAAGGCUUCAGAAUCUGCUUUCUGGAGGCGAUAAUCUAUUAAAAUAUCCAAUUCAGUGGAGAUCUGCUUGAGCCCUAGUGUGUGUGGGUUUUUUUUUUUUAAAAAAAGAAACUGUUUCUGGUGAGAAAUUAAUGGGGAAGUCAUGGGAAUGGCUCUGAAAUAGUGCGCAGAAGAACCUGUCGAUUUGGAGAUCAGGACGCACGGAUUGAACAAGUUUCUCCUCCAGCAUUCAGCAUUUCGGAUCCAUGUGGUUUUGCGUGGCUGGCUUUUUAAUCCCACUUUAACUCUUUAUGCCUUUAAUCCUGAUCGGUUGAUCCAUUGUUUUAAAGCGACUAGCUGCAAAAAAAGGAAGACACAUUUUUUUUAAAAAAAAAGCAGCUCUGCGAGCCUCUCCGGCGAUUAUUGUUGCUUUCUUUUCGAUGGGGCCGCACAUGCUGGGUGUCAGGGUUGAGAUGGCGUGUCGAAGGAGCGGGAAUGGAUUGUGGGUCCUGCUGGUAUUCCUACUGGAUUUACUGGGAACCACCGCCAGCAACAUGGAGCCCAUCUACUGGAAUUCCAUGAACGAAAGGUUCAGGGACGACAAGGGCUACGUUCUCUACCCUCAGAUCGGGGACCGGCUGGACCUCAUCUGCCCCCCGCUGGACACGGCCCGCUCCACGCCGGAGUACGAGUUCUACAAGCUCUACCUCGUGUCGUCGCGGGAGCAGGCGGACCGCUGCGAGGUGAUGGGCGCGCCCAACAUCGUGCUGACGUGCGACGAGCCAACGCGGGAGCGCCGCUUCACCAUCAAGUUCCAGGAGUUCUCGCCGAACCUCUGGGGCCAUGAGUUCAAGAGCCUGCACGACUACUACAUCAUCGCCACGUCGGAUGGGACGCGUCAAGGCCUGGACAGCAUGAGAGGAGGCGUGUGCGCUACGAAAGGCAUGAAGGUGGUCCUGAAAGUGGGACAGAGCCAGUACGGACUGCCCCCAAAGAAGGACCAGCCAGCGGGACGCACGACCAGCAGAAUCCCAGGUGGAAACUCCACCCAGCCUCGAGGGCCCUUUGGAGAUGGAGGCAACGGUGAAAACGGACCGCUCGAGUCAACCAACAUCGCCUUCAUCGCUGGUGUCGCAGGAGGCUCCGCCUUCCUCCUGCUGGUCACUGCCGUGAUCUGUGUCGUGUGCUACCGCCGGAGGCACGCCAAGCACUCCGACACGCACCACCCUCCUCUGUCGCUCUCGUCCCUCACCAGCCCCAAGCGCGGUGGAGGCGGCGGCAUCACCAGCUCCAACAACAACGGCUCAGAGCCCAGCGACAUCAUCAUCCCCCUGCGGACGUCGGACUCGGCCUACUGCCCGCACUACGAGAAGGUGAGCGGGGACUACGGGCACCCCGUCUACAUCGUCCAGGAGAUGCCGCCUCAGAGCCCGGCCAACAUUUACUACAAAGUAUGAGACAGCCGUCUGGACACACUCGCCUUCCUUCAACCACGACCAGCCAAUCACACCCAACAUCUCCCAAAUGAAGCCACUACAGAAUCUGCCAUCAUAGCUCCAAACUGGAUCGCCUCAGUAGUACCAGUAUUGUCUGUCGGAAACCCCCCCCCCCCCUACUUUCCCUGGCCACUGUUGUGUUUCUAGCUGAAUAAACCCCCCUUCCUUCCAUAACCCUAUUUCACACAACUGGGCCAUGAAGUGUGAGUAAGGGGUUAUGUUGUAACCGCACAUAACCCUUCCUAACAAGGCCCUCAUGAUUGGGCAAGAGGCUCUGAAUUCCCUCGUCUUGUUAUCUCAGAGCUAAAUGAGCCCCCCACCCUUUAACGUGCCACACACUUUUUUUUAAGAGUGUGAACAUGGUGUUGGGAUGUUUUAAAAGAAAAAAAAAGACUGAAAGGACUUUGAAAAGAGGACUACGCUCCUGGACCCACUUGGCACCAACGAACUCUGAUUCUCAGAGAGCCACACCCGCCUUGCCCACCACCCCACCCCCAUUUUAGAUCUCUAUCAUCCAAUCAGAGACGAGCCCCUUGCCGCUAACUCGACAAUAGCCUCCUAGUUUGUUCGUGUUUGUUUCAAUCGAGAAAACAGGCUUGGGGGGGGGGGCCUCGGACUCACACCCUGAGCCGACACCGGAUCCCCGGACGAGGUCUGACCAAUCGGUGACUCUCAGAAUCGUGUAUAUUUUAAUAAAGCGUGUGUUUGUGUGACUGUGCGCGAGCGUGCAAAACAGUUGGGUAAUAAUUAUGGCGAUGCUGCUGCUGCUCCACAUUAGAGUGCAGUUAGUGUGCUUCAGCAAGUUUGCAUACAUGUGAGUGUGUGUGUGCUUUUCUGUGUGUGGGCGUGCGUGAGUGUGUGUGUUCUUUAGACUUGUCUUAAAUACCAAAACACAAAAUAGUGAGCGAAUAUCAAAAAAGUGAGAUUUUUUAUGGCUAUCAACACUUAUAGAUUAUAUAUAUGAAUAUCCAGUAAAUAAUUUCUAGAUGUUUUUUAUUGGUUUAUUAUUUUUACCCACUCUGUUAAACUACACUUCUGUUUCUAAAUGUUUUCAUUUGCUUUUUAUUUUUUGCUUAUUUCCUGCCCUUUUGCCUUUAUAUUUUACAGUGCCUUGCAAAAGUAUUCAUAUCUCCCAAAUGGUUUCACGUUUUGUCACGUUACAACCAAAGACUUCAACGUUUUUGUUAUGUUUUUAUGAAAAUAGACAAACACAAAGGGCUGCAUAAUUGAGAAGGGGAAGAAAAAGGAAGCAAUGUGAAGAUUCUGGCAUUUGUCUGUAUUCAGCCUCAAUUACUCAUAUUAAAUAAAAUGCAGAACAACCCGUUUUAAGCCCCAAACAGAUUUUCCUCCAGUGUUGCUCCGUGUUCAUCACCAUCCAUCUUCCCACAAAAUGCAUCCCCAUCCCAGUGUGCAAAUGGGACGUCUUGUGUUUUCACUCUUCCAUAGAAACCAGUAACUUAAUAAGGAUCAAUAGUGCAGUAAAGUUUUGCAGCCAUUAAUAUAAACCUUUUGCCACUAAUGUUAGUCACAUAACCAAUGUUCUCUUUCUAAAUUUAAGCACGUUCCAUUAUGUGCUCUAUCCACCAAAAGCACCAAUUUAAUUAAAUUGUAUUCACAUAUCUAGGCAAACAAUAAAUAUGACUGUACCAUUGCCUACUUCCAUUUCUGACUAUCAAGCUGCACAAAAACUGCAAAACCAGACAACUGCACAAAAAAACUGCAAAAAAUUUCCAAGAAAUGCACACCUAUAUGCGUAUCAUUGCAUGUACCAGCUGCAGGUAUUACAGUUUGCAAUUCUUAAAUCUAUGUAAAUAAACUGUAUAGAGGGGACAACUGUCCGUUUGUUGUUCAGUAUUCACACAUUACUGUAUAUUUGGUGCACAAAGAAGCUCACACACAUAAACUUAUUAAAAUAGGCAGUUAUAAGCAUCUUCAGAAGGAGGUUUCAGAAAUUUUAGCUGUUCGCGGGCAGCAGUGUUUGGCUGUAACAACUUUAUUGGCAAAAUAUUAUAUUGAUGGCUCAAAAACUGCAAUACACUACUGGCAAGUUAUUGGCCAAACUUAAUGGGAAAAAAUUAUUAUGUUAUCGAUCAGCAUUAUAUCGCUGGUAAGCAAAUUGAGGAGUGCGUGGCUAAUAGUUGUCUUGUCGAUUCUGUAAAAGAAUUAAAGAGAAAGCUACGCAGCUUGACUUUGAAGGUGAUUGGGUUCACAAGCAUGCAGUACUUUGUACUGGUCAACUGAAAUCCCAAUAAAAUGUGUUGAAGUUUGAGGUCGUGUUGUGACAAAACGUGAAAACGUUCCAAGCGGUAUGGAAACGUUUGCAGGAUGCUGUACAUUAACUAAAUCCCUUGUUUUUGGAAGUUGUUUCUCUGUUUUCAUUCUCUCCCUCCUCCUCCCGCCCGAGGUCAACUCUGUGUAUAUUUUUAUAGCUCAUCGUACUAUGCUGUAGUUUUGAGGUCUAGACCUCAUUUUUGUGGAAGUGUUGAGGUAGAACCAUCAAUGAAAGUUUUUCUGUUAUUUUUUUCUUUCAUUUUAAAAGGCAGACGUAAAAGAAGCUGGGGUGGGGGUGGUGGCGAUGGAGGAUGGGGAAGGGGAAAGGUAAAGAGAGAGAGAGGACAAAAUGAAAAAAAGAAGAACAAAGAAGAGAGAAAGAGCGCUGUCUCGGGAGGAGGAAUAAAGCGGCGUUUGAAUGCAGAACUUUAAGGAAAAGAAAAAAACGAGCGGGAGGAAGAUGAGGGAAGACGAGACUGUGAAGGAAACAGGAAAAAAUAGGAGCAGCAGAAGUAGUAGAUGAAGGAUCCAGUGGAUAUAAGGAAGGAAGGAAGGAUGGACGGACAGACGGACGGAGAGCACAUGAAAAAGUGGCUGGCGAAGAGGAGAAACCUCUGAGGUGCUGGACUGUCAGCGAAAAAAAGAGAGAAAAAUCCCGCAAAAAAAUGGAUUUUCAGAGGAGUUGAACUCUACGCGCACGCAAAACAUCCACACGCACACACACAUCCACUGUGACUCCGGCACGUUUCGGAUGCGUUCCUCUCUUUCUCCCGCCAAAAUCUUGUGUUGAAACGCGCGCACACACACACACGCCCUCUCUCAGAUCUCACACAGUUUUUUAACGACUGCCGAGCAACAUCCUGCAAACACGCUCACCCACACUCAACAUAAAAAAUGUUGCUUUCGUCUGAUCUGUGUUCCCGUGAAUCACCUGACGGACGGGGAAGGGAUUUAAGGAAAAAAAAAAAAAAAAGAUUGAUUGUGCUGUGUUUUCCACCCUCCUUCACACACACAAAUACAUACAUAAACACACACCAGUGCCCUGCACCUCAACCUCAGAGAGCAGCAGCCCGUCGCUGUGUGGGGAGGUGCUUUAUGUUCACCUUGUGCAUACUAAUAAAGCUGUUUUUGUGUUGCUCAGACAUGUUUUUUGGCUUAUGUGUAAAACCGCGGAGAGCUUAUGCUUUUUCUUUUUUCUUUUCAACUUUGUGCAGACACACGAAGACUCCAGUGUUAUUGCCAUGUUUCCUGUGUGAAGCCAGUGUUAAGAAUCUGAACCUUUCCACAUUUCUCAGCCGUGUUUCUGUAUCGGUAUCAUAUAAUCUUUCAUACCUAAGUGUCGCAUUCGUCUAAAAUGACUUUGUUCCACACAUGACGAUGUUUCUUUUUCUUUUUUUUUAAUACCACGGAGGAGUUUGGAUUGUAUUUUGACUGUAUUAAAAUUGAUUUUGAAAAAACAAAAGACAGAGAGAGGGGGGAAAAGCACCUCAAAUUCUCCUUUUUUUUGUACAAUUACCAAUAAUUUGUGUUUCCUUUUUUAAUGUAUAAUGUUUAUUUAAGUACUUUAAAAAAAAUCCUCCAAGCCAAAUGAAGUGUCUGUUAUUCUCUGGAAGUCUAAAAUUUGACUAAGAAAGGGGGAACGGUUAAAAUUUCUGAACUCAAAUGAAACAAAAAGUUCACUUUCUGGUCUAUUUUCCUCCUUUUUUCCUCUCAGCAGAAUGUCAGCUGCAGUCUAAUCAAAAGUUUACAUUCGUCUUUCAUCGGUUUUCAUGUGAUGAUCAGUGAUUUCAGUGGUUUGAACCAUUCCUCUUUGGGCUGGAAUGAUGAUGUGACAUGCACCUUCAAACAAUUGAUACAAAGGUAAUUUACAUGCACUGGUUUGAAAUCUUCACCUUCACAUCAUCCACUUGUCAAUCUUUGUCCUUUGUGACAAAUAAUAUUUCUCAAUAAGGACUUUGGUGUGUCCCUCAUGAGCAGCUGUAAAUUUAAGUUGAACUUAGAGGUGUUGGUUUUAACAACGCAAUUUCCAGGCGUUAUUAUGAAGCCAAAUUUCUUUAAGUCACAUCUGACAACGUUAUAAAAACUGAAGGUAAAAUAGUCACUUGAUUAUGCUAUAAAAUGGCACUAUGUGGCUGGAGGACACACCUUUUAAAUUAACUCUAUAAAAGGAACUGUCAAAUAUCCAGCAAAGAUUAUGCAAGAGGCUUUCUGGCUCUUACAAACGGCUGUGAUUGAGGUAGAAUUUGCUAAGGGAGAUUUAACCAAAUAUUAGUGGAUUUGAAUGUAUAUAUUAAAGCCUGAACAACCACAACAAAUCCAGAUUUUGGCACCCAUUCCUUGUUUAAAAAAAAAACAUACGUUGAAUAAUCAUUCCAAGUUGAAAAAAGGAAGGUUCAACUGCAUCAUUAAAAGUAAACAAUUUGCUUAAAUUGAACCCCAAUGACAACUUCAUGUAAACUUUUGAGCAGAGCUGCACCUUUUGGACUCGGUUCUUCUUUUCCUUUAUCUUCAUGAAGAUGUUAUAUAUCAAAGUUGUGUCGCUGGCUCUCACUGUUUCUCAAGUUUUCUAAGAAAAGAAGAAAAAAAAAAGAAGAAAAACCUCGGACCCAGCCCACGUUUUUUUUUUUUUUUUUUUUGAAAAACAGAAAGAAAGUGCUGUUUCUGUGGUGCAGAGGAGACAGAGAGAGAGAGACGGACAAAAAGAAAACCGCUGCCUCACCUCCCCGUUGGUAAAAACUGUGUGUAUGUGCAUAAAACGUGCGUGAGCUUCUUUGUGCCAAUAGCCGGCGAGCGGAGGCCGCCGGUCGACGCGGCGCUCCUAUGUGACGUGUUGCGACUUUGUAUUUUGGGGACAUCUCUGUGUGAAAAGGGUUGUGUUUUUUUUUCUUCCUCUGUUUGUCCUCUCCUCUCUUCCUUCCUCUCCUCCCCUACUCAUCACCACAUCCCCUUCCCCAUCUCCCUUUCUUUACUCUGCCCGCCCUUUCCCCUUCCAACACACCUCUAAACGAGAGGAAAAAUUAGUACAUUCCUGGUUUGGAAAAAAAAAAAGAGAAAAAAAACGAUUGAAUAAAAAAACAAACAAAAAUGUUUAAGCACCA
Xiphophorus hellerii (green swordtail) is the source of this 7766-nucleotide messenger RNA. It is a transcript of the gene efnb3b, whose product is annotated as ephrin-B3b. Gene Ontology annotation, molecular function: ephrin receptor binding. Gene Ontology annotation, cellular component: plasma membrane. Gene Ontology annotation, biological process: axon guidance; ephrin receptor signaling pathway. The record is from RefSeq and is a predicted model, not a curated record. Bases 1342 to 2358 code for a protein of 338 amino acids. The transcript has 5 exons. Lineage: Eukaryota; Metazoa; Chordata; Actinopteri; Cyprinodontiformes; Poeciliidae.